Podospora bellae-mahoneyi is the source of this 429-nucleotide messenger RNA. RefSeq lists its product as uncharacterized. The record is from RefSeq and is a predicted model, not a curated record. The transcript has 4 exons. The coding region runs from base 1 to 429 and encodes 142 amino acids. Lineage: Eukaryota; Fungi; Ascomycota; Sordariomycetes; Sordariales; Podosporaceae.
AUGUCACUCCAAGGGCGCGUCUCAUCAAGCGUGCACGUGGCUAGGAAGCGCGUCGAUGAUAUCGAUGAGACUGUCUUCAGCUCGUGGUCGAUAGAACAACAAACAGGAAGAAAGUGGAAUAUCCAACCUUUUGCGGUUCGUAUUAUUUAUACCGAUCUAUUCAGCUGGUACACACUCAAGGUUUCUUCGCCACUGGACAAGCAGGAGCUCACCGCUCGUUCUUUCCUCGUUCACAGAGCCUCGACGCUCACCAAAAUCUUCGUUUGGUUUCAACGACAGAAGCCUUUCAAAUCCAUCACAAUACCAUAUACCAUCAUUCAAGAUACCAGCAACCAAGUUCCCACUCCCAAUAAAUCACGAGCAGCUGCACGGAAAGAUGGUGUCGACCCCGCGACGCCCGGCCAAGCUGGUGACCGUCCCACCAACUGA